UUUCUUCAUUCGCCGUAAGAAUGAAGAAUGUGAGCAGCACGAUUGACCUGAACACAGGCAACAUUUUACAGCUAGAGGUCUGUAGCAUAUGUCCUUGGUCAACUUUUGUGAUAAAUGUUGACUUCAGCUUAAAGCAAUUUCCAAAGGAAUUUACUCCAGAUUAUGUCUACAGACAGCAUUUCGCAGAAAUUCAACACUAUGACAGGAAUUUAAUUCCUAUUUAUACAGAUGGAUCUAAAUCUGAUGAUUACGUUGGCUCAGCUUUUGUCUGCCAGGAUGAAAUCAUGGCAGAACAAAUUGCAUUGAAUUCUUCCAUCUUUUCUGCAGAGCUGCAUGCCAUUCAUUUAGCUUUAAAGUAUAUAAAUAGGAAAGGUCAUCGUUCCUGUGUUAUUUACACUGACUCAGUUAGUGCACUUCAGGCUUUGAUUUCAUGUGAAUUUAGUUUUCACUCUAUAGUGAUUAAAAUUUGCAAAUUGUUUUGCCAUCUUACUGGGAGUAAUUUCUUUGUAAAAUUUUGUUGGGUCCCAGGCCAUGUAGGUAUAAAAGGGAAUGAAAAAGCUGACGCAGCUGCAAAGUCAGCUACUUCUUUGCAGCAUAUAAUGCGUAUUGAAGGAGUCAAUUUGAAGCUAGUAGUUAAAAAACGACUAGCAGAGAGAUGGCAAAACGUGUGGAAUGCACAAGUCCACAAUAAACUACAUGAGAUCAAGCCAAAUAUUGAAAAUUAGACACACAAUAAACAGUAUGACAGGAGAUC
Molecule: messenger RNA, 754 nt
Organism: Centruroides sculpturatus (bark scorpion)
Lineage: Eukaryota; Metazoa; Arthropoda; Arachnida; Scorpiones; Buthidae
Exons: 1
Coding region: 21-725 (234 amino acids)
Biological process (GO): DNA replication, removal of RNA primer
Molecular function (GO): nucleic acid binding; RNA-DNA hybrid ribonuclease activity
Source: RefSeq, a predicted model, not a curated record